Balaenoptera ricei (Rice's whale) is the source of this 4161-nucleotide messenger RNA. RefSeq names its product diacylglycerol kinase theta (gene DGKQ). Gene Ontology annotation, molecular function: ATP-dependent diacylglycerol kinase activity. Gene Ontology annotation, biological process: intracellular signal transduction; diacylglycerol metabolic process; lipid phosphorylation. The transcript is spliced from 23 exons. The record is from RefSeq and is a predicted model, not a curated record. Lineage: Eukaryota; Metazoa; Chordata; Mammalia; Artiodactyla; Balaenopteridae. Bases 1 to 2931 code for a protein of 976 amino acids.
AUGGCGGCGGCGGCCGAGCCCGGGGCCCGCGCCUGGCUUGGCGGCGGCUCCCCGCGCCAGGGCAGCCCGACCUCCAGCCCGGAGCUGGGCGCCGGAAGCCGCUCGCGGUCGGGGCCGGGGUCCGGGCCAGGGUCGGGGCCGGGGUCCGGGCCAGGGUCGGGGCCGGAGCGGGCGGGCGCUAGGCCCCUGGGCCCCGCCGCGCCGAGUCACAGCUUCAGGAAGGUGACGCUCACCAAGCCCACCUUCUGCCACCUCUGCUCCGAUUUCAUCUGGGGGCUGGCCGGCAUCCUGUGUGACGUCUGCAACUUCAUGUCACACGAGAAGUGCCUGAAGCACGUGAAGACCCCGUGUACGAGCGUGGCACCCAGCCUGGUCCGCGUCCCGGUGGCCCACUGCUUCGGCCCCCGGGGGCUCUACAAGCGCAGGUUCUGCGCCGUGUGCCGAAAGGGCCUGGAGGCACCCGGGGUUCGCUGCGAAGUGUGUGAGCUGCACGUUCACCCCGACUGUGUGCCCUUCGCCUGCAGCGACUGCCGCCAGUGCCACCAGGACGGGCACCGGGACCACGACACGCACCUCCACCACUGGCGCGAGGGAAAUCUGCCCUCGGGCGCGCGCUGCGAGGUCUGCCGAAAGACUUGCGGCUCGUCCGACGUGCUGGCCGGCGUGCGCUGCGAGUGGUGCGGCGUCCAGGCCCACUCGGUCUGCUCCGCGGCUCUCGCCCCCGAGUGCACUUUCGGGCGCCUGCGCACCAUGGUCCUGCCGCCGGCGUGCGUGCGCCUGCUGUCCCGCAACUUCAGCAAGAUGCACUGCUUUCGGAUCUCCGAGAGCACGGCCCCAGAGCCGGGGGAGGGAGAUGACAGCGUGGACGGAAGCACCCCCGCCGGCCCAGGUAGAGAGGUGAUGGCACUAGAGUCCAGCAAGCAGACUCUGAAGAUCUUUGACGGCAACGACGCAGUGCAGCGAAACUACUUUCGUGCCAUCACCGUUUCCCGCCUGGCCAAGAGUCAGGAGGUGCUGGAGGCGGCGCUGCGGGCCUACUACAUCACGGAGGACCCUCAGGGCUUCCAGCUGCAGGCGCUCCCCGCACCCGCGCUGGCUGGCGACACCGGGGCCUCGGGAAAGGUCUGGAGUGGUGGGACCACCCAGGAGGAAGGCAGUAGAGGCCCAGGGGCCCGAGACGUUCCCAGCGCCAUUCGCAUUCCCGAGGCCUGGAUCAUUUGCGCUCUGCCCCGCACCCAGGAGGUCCUGAAGAUCUACCCUGCUUGGCUCAAAGUGGGUGUGGCCUACGUGUCCAUCCGUGUGACGCCGCAGAGCACAGCCCGGACUGUGGUGCUGGAGGUCCUCCCGCUGCUGGGACGCCGGGCUGAGGGGCGGAAGAGCUUCCAGCUGGUGGAGGUACUCAUGGGCAGCAGGCAAGUCCAGCGCACGGUGCUGGCGGACGAGGAGCCCUUGCUUGACCGGCUUCGUGAGAUCCGGCAGACGUCCCUGCGGCAGAUGAGCCAGACGCGGUUCUACGUGGCUGAGAGCAGAGUGGUGGCCCCACGUGUCUCUCUGUUCGUGGGUGGUCUGCCCCCCGGCCGGUCCCCCCAGGAGUAUAGCAGUCUGCUGGACGAGGCUGUGGCCAGCAAAGCUGACCUCGUGUCCGUGAGCCACGUCUACUCCACACAAGGUGCCGUGGUGCUGGACGUGGCCUGCUUUGCGGAGGCCGAGCGGCUGUACAUGCUGGUCAGGGACACGGCUGUGCACGGCCGGCCGCUGACCGCCCUGGUGCUCCCGGACGUGCUGCACCUGAAGCUGCCCCCAGACUGCCGCCCCCUGCUGGUGUUUGUGAACCCCAGAAGCGGAGGCCUCAAGGGCCGCGACCUGCUCUGCAGUUUCCGGAAGCUGCUCAACCCCCACCAGGUCUUUGAGCUGACCAACGGGGGGCCGCUGCCCGGGUUCCACGUGUUCUCCCAGGUGCCCUGCUUCCGGGUGCUGGUGUGUGGCGGGGACGGCACCGUGGGCUGGGUGCUCGCCGCCCUGGAGGAGAUGCGGCACCGUCUGGCUUGCCCAGAGCCGGCCGUGGCCAUCCUGCCCCUGGGCACAGGGAAUGACCUUGGCCGGGUCCUCCGCUGGGGGGCGGGCUACAGUGGAGAGGACCCGUUCUCCGUGCUGGUGUCAGUGGACGAGGCGGACGCCGUGCUCGUGGACCGCUGGACCAUCCUGCUGGACGCUCAUGAGGCCGGCGGUGGGGAGAACAGCGUGGCAGACGCAGAGCCCCCCAAGAUCGUGCACAUGAGUAACUACUGUGGGAUUGGCAUCGACGCGGAGCUAAGCCUGGACUUCCACCAGGCGCGAGAGGAAGAGCCCGGCAAGUUCACGAGCAGGUUCCACAACAAGGGCGUGUACGUGCGGGCCGGGCUGCAGAAGCUCAGCCAUCCCCGCGGCCUGCACAGGGCGCUCCGGCUGCAGGCCGAACAGCAGGAGGUGGAGCUGCCCAGCAUCGAGGGGCUCAUCUUCAUCAACAUCCCCAGCUGGGGCUCGGGGGCCGACCUGUGGGGCUCCGACAGUGACUCGAGAUUCGAGAAGCCGCGCAUGGAUGACGGGCUGCUGGAGGUGGUGGGGGUGACGGGCGUCGUGCACAUGGGUCAGGUCCAGGGUGGGCUGCGCUCCGGCAUCCGCAUUGCCCAGGGGUCCUACUUCCGUGUCACCCUCCUCAAGGCCACACCUGUGCAGGUGGACGGCGAGCCCUGGGUCCAGGCUCCCGGGCACAUGAUCAUCUCGGCCGCGGGCCCGAAGGUCCACAUGCUCAGGAAGGCCAAGCAGAAGCCCAGGAAGGCGGGGACCCCCAAGGAUGUGCGAGCAGAUGGGGCGCCUGCCCAAGGGGGACUCCAAGUAGAGGCGGGUCCUGGAGCAGCGCUCGCUGGUGGAUGUACUCGCCCACAGCCCUGACCGUCCCCGUGCCACACAAACUGCUGGGUGGGCAGUGGGCACUUCCCCUCUGGCCUUCGUACCAGUGAUGGGUGGGCACGGGGCUCUCCGGGGCCCAGGCCACUGUCCUGGAGGGCACGCACUCCUCCCCGGGCCCCUCGUGCUGCCCCUCGCCUCAUGCCCCUCGUGCUGCCCCUCUGGCUGCUCCUACAGGGCAGCUGGCUCCCUGGGCCCUGGGGUUGCCCGGCACAGACACGGGACACCCUGGCCACGAGCUCUUUGGCCUCCCCUCUCCACUGAGGGCUGUCCUGGGGGACAUGCCUCUCCAGGCCCGGGUGGUGUCUGGCCGGCCCAGCUGGAACCUGGCUGGUGGCCCCGGAGCGACAGGGCUGGGACGGGAGGGCCCCGAGGAGGCCAGGUGGUGCCCAGGAGGUAGCAGGAGCCUGGCUGGGAGCCCAGAGGAAGUGAGGAGAGCGUGCAGCGGGAGCGGCUUUAAUCAGCAAGGUCGACGCGGCACACGAUCAUCGCGGCACUCGGCCUCCCACUCGCAGACAGUCAGCACACGGGUGCCGUGUCCGCUGCUGGGCAGACGGGACUCGUAUGGUCUCCGUGCUUCUCCACGUGGAGACUUGGCGACGCAGGAUGCAGACGUGGCUGUCUGGCGGGCCACUCGCAGAGCCCCUACCACAGAGCCCCCGAGUUUAGCCGGCCCAGAUUCCCGACUUGGCCCCCUGAAGAGCCCGACCCCAGCUGCCUGGGAGCCCCCAAACCCCCAGAGAAGGGUCCACAAGCCCCUCUCCUGAUUGUCUGGUCUCUUUGCCUUUGGCGCUGUCUUGCCGCUGGGCCCUCGCACCCUGGGUGGUGGCCUUGCCCUGACAUUCGGCCUCAACCUCAGACACGGCCCUGCCCAGCCCUGUACCCACCAAGCUUGUGCCAAAACUGCCCAGACACGUGCAUCGGAACAGCCGUGGGUGGCGGCCCGUCCUCGCCACGUGCCUCUAGUAGCUGGUGUGUGUCCCCCAGGUUUGCGUCCCCGGGGGCGGCAUUAGCUUUUGCUUUGCGGGCCCCGUCGGUCGAUAGGAACUGUCUUGUAAAUUGUGGUUCAGGUGGACGUGUCCUCUGUGAGUAAGCGAGUGUGUGCGCCCGGAGGGGCUGUGUGGGCUCUGCACCCCUCCCUCGUGUGUAACUUAUCACCUGAAGGUGACCGUAAUUUAUAUCUGGGACAAAUAUAGUCUGGGCAUCCUGUCCUGC